Molecule: messenger RNA, 1068 nt
Organism: Penicillium macrosclerotiorum
Lineage: Eukaryota; Fungi; Ascomycota; Eurotiomycetes; Eurotiales; Aspergillaceae
Exons: 3
Coding region: 1-1068 (355 amino acids)
Source: RefSeq, a predicted model, not a curated record
AUGCCCCCCCCCCCCCCCGAUCCGUCCAUUGAUCUGCUCCACCUGGGUCGAGGGGGGAAGGCAGGAAGGAGGGGCGACGGUGAACCUGGAGGGAGAAGAGGGGGGAGGGGGCGGUCUCAUCGUCCAAUGCCGAACGGCAUCGACGGGCUCGUCGAUGCCAUGCCUACGAUGGUGUCGGGAUGGGGGGCGUAUUUGGAGCCCAAAAUAAAAAAUGGGGCAACGGCCGCGGCCAAUGCUCCAGUCUGGUCCGAAGCGAGGACGAUCCGUGACGAUCCCGUCUCUCGCGCUCACGGUCUUGCUUUUCUUCUCUCUUGCCGACGGUUGUCGGUGUCGUGGGCGGCGUCGGGUCCAUUCCUUCGCGGAGGGUCAGAUGGUUCAGGGCGAGACCAGGGCAGAUGGGGCAGACGGGCAGGACAACGAGGCAUGAUCCCUGGAGCGCAAGUGGCAAGGAAUGUGACCGUUGCAGGCGUGGCUGUGAAUCGGAGAGCCUCUAGCCACCACGAGGGACACGACACACCGUAUCUCGUAGAGAAUCCCACGAUUCGGACCCUGUUCUCUUCACAGGACGAGGUACAGCAUGAUACACAGCCGACGGACGUGAUCGCCCUAAAUGUCCGACACGUCCACCAGGACCCGGUUUUAGCCCUCACGCUUCAUUUCCUGGCGUUUCAGGGCUUCCCUGCCCGCACGCUGUCUCCCGCACAUGCCGCUCCAUCUCGUAGGUUGGGCUCUUGCACCGGGGAAGAGCAUGAUGACCGGGGUUUUCGCGUCAGGCGUCAGGCGUCAGGCGUGGGAAACCCAGGGCCGUGGGUGACGGGAAACAGGGACCAUCGUCCACCGUCCACGGAAGCUGGGUUUUCUCGGAAAGCCCGAGAACGACGGGGGCCGGGCUCCACUUCGAUCAAGACGCGGCGUGGCAGAGCUGAAAAGAGUGGCGCCCAACCGUUUGACGGGGCAGUGCGUAACGGUGGAUCUUCGGUAGACGCGAGGAACGCUGCUGUCAAGUCGGGAUUGGUACAGAGGACAGGGGAAGGGGAGGGCAAGGAAAGAAGCAAGCAGAGAGUCUGA